AUGGACUCGUGCGCGGAGGGUAUCACCAUCGCGGACUUUACGCAGCCGGACCAGCCGUUGAUUUACGCAAACGUGGGAUUCGAGGUAAUGACGGGAUACAGCGUGCAGGAGACCGUAGGGCACAAUUGUCGAUUCUUACAAGGGCCGGGGACGGAUCAAAACGAACUCAACAAGCUUCGGAAUGCGAUUAAGAAGGGCGAGGCGGUGACGGUGGUGUUGAAGAACUACAAAAAGUCUGGCGAAGAGUUUAUGAAUCAGUUGUCGCUCACGCCAAUUCGUGACGCAGACGGACAAGUGAUGUACUACGUGGGAAUCCAAUCCGAUGUCACC
Ostreococcus lucimarinus CCE9901 is the source of this 330-nucleotide messenger RNA. RefSeq lists its product with no specific name. The record is from RefSeq and is a predicted model, not a curated record. The transcript has a single exon. The annotation marks the transcript as partial. NCBI's taxonomy places the organism in Eukaryota, Viridiplantae, Chlorophyta, Mamiellophyceae, Mamiellales, Bathycoccaceae. Gene Ontology annotation, cellular component: nucleus.